GGGCCGGUCCCGCCCCGCCCCGCCCGCCGCCGCUACCGGAAGGGCCCGGCCGGGCCGUGCGCACCCGCCGCCGCCAGCAUGAGCGAGACGGUGGUGUGCAGCGCCCGCGCCACGGUGAUGCUCUACGACGACGCCAACAAGAAGUGGGUGGCGGCGGGCAGCGGCCCCCAGGCCUUCAGCCGGGUGCAGCUGUACCGCAGCACCGGCGGCGCCCCCGCCUUCCGCGUCGUCGGCCGCAAGAUGCAGCCCGACCAGCAGGUCGUCAUCAACUGCGCCAUCGCCAAGGGGCUCAAGUACAACCAGGCGACGCCGAGCUUCCACCAGUGGCGCGACGCCCGCCAGGUCUGGGGCCUGAGCUUCGGCUCGCGCGAGGACGCCGCCCUCUUCGCCGCCGCCAUGCUCCAGGCCCUGGAGGCCCUGGAGGCGGGUCCUGCUCAGCCCUGGCCUGUCCCCAACGGCCCGUCCCCAGAGGAGCCGGAGCAGCAGAGGAGGCCGGAGGAGCCGGAGCGGCGCGCGGCCAGCGCAGGCGCCCCGGCCCUGGCCGCGGGGGGGCCCCCGCCACCCCCCGGCCCCCCGCCGCCCCCGGGCCCCCCCCCACCGCCGCCAGGGCCCCCCCCCGGCACCGCCGCCGGGGUCCCACCGGCCCCCCCCCUGCCCGGGCCUGCCGCCGCCGGGGGGGGCACCGGGGGGGGGACUGGCUUCGCCGCCGCCAUCGCCGGCGCCAAACUCAGGAGAGUCGGGAAGCAGGACGAGGCACCCGGUGCGGCGGCAGCGGCCGCCCCCCCCAAGGGUGACAGCGCCCGUGGGGGGGCGGGGGGGGGGCUCAUGGAGGAGAUGAGCGCCAUGCUGGCCCGACGGAGGAAAGCCACGCUGCAGGGGGACAAACCAGCGCCAAAGAGGGACGAGGACGCCACCAGCCUGGACGACGCGGAGCCGGCGGGCGCUAGGACCGCGGGGCAGGCGGCGGAGCCCGUCCGGAGGCCCUGGGAGAAGGCCAGCACCACACUGCCCCGGAUGAAGUCGGCCAUGCCCGCGGCCCCCGCCGAGCCCCCUGGCACCACCACCGACGAGUCGGACCUGGAGCGCAUCAAACAGGAGCUGCUGGAGGAGGUGAGACGGGAGCUACAGAAGAUGAAAGAGGAGAUCAUCGAAGCGCUGGUGGCGGAGCUGCGGAAGCGGGGUUCACCCUAGCCCCCCCCCCCCACCCCCCAGCCACGGGACCACCCCCCCCCAGGCUGGGCCGGGCUGAGGGGGGAGGAGGGGGCUGCCGCUACCCCCCCACACCUUCCCCCCCCCCCGGGGCUGGUCCCGGCCGUGGGGCCCUGCGCUGCCCCCCACGCACACCCCUUCACACCCCUCCAGCCUCGUGCCCCUGCCGUGGGGCGGGGGGGCCCCCCGGGCUGCCCCCUGCCCCCCAGGCUGUGCCUUACCGGCCGGGGGGCAGCACCCACGGGGCCCCCCCUCACUGUGCCCACACACACACACCCCCCGGUGGCACCCGCACCCACCCUUUCGGUUGGGACCCUCUCCACUUUUUUUGGGCUUCUUUUAUACUUCUAGGGUGCGGGGGGGGGGGACACCCCCAAUCUCCCCCCCCCCCGCACCAGGCAGAUUCGGGGUCUUUUUUACACCGCUCUUGUUUUUUUCACUUUUUUUUAAUUUGGGUUUUUGGGGUAGGGGAAAAAUGCGGGGGUGCUCCCCCCUCCCCCACACCAGCACCCCCACCCCCCACCCCUGGGUGCUGCGGGGGUGGGAGGGGGGAGCAGUGGGAGGGGGAGCAACCAGCCGCCCCCCCCCCCCCCCCCGGCGCCGCUCGCGAAUAAACCCGGCGUUUUGUACGUGC
Rhea pennata is the source of this 1843-nucleotide messenger RNA. It is a transcript of the gene VASP, whose product is annotated as vasodilator stimulated phosphoprotein. Gene Ontology annotation, molecular function: profilin binding; SH3 domain binding. Lineage: Eukaryota; Metazoa; Chordata; Aves; Rheiformes; Rheidae. The record is from RefSeq and is a predicted model, not a curated record. Gene Ontology annotation, biological process: axon guidance; actin cytoskeleton organization; positive regulation of actin filament polymerization.